This is a messenger RNA of Condylura cristata (star-nosed mole), 2425 nucleotides long. RefSeq names its product dihydroorotate dehydrogenase (quinone) (gene DHODH). The coding region runs from base 15 to 1202 and encodes 395 amino acids. Gene Ontology annotation, biological process: 'de novo' pyrimidine nucleobase biosynthetic process; UMP biosynthetic process. Gene Ontology annotation, molecular function: dihydroorotate dehydrogenase activity. The record is from RefSeq and is a predicted model, not a curated record. Gene Ontology annotation, cellular component: mitochondrial inner membrane; cytoplasm. The transcript is spliced from 9 exons. Lineage: Eukaryota; Metazoa; Chordata; Mammalia; Eulipotyphla; Talpidae.
AGAGCGGAAGGAGCAUGGCGUGGACACAGCUCAAAAAGAAGAUCCAGGAUGCCAUUGUUAUCCUGGGGGGCGGUGGGUUUCUCUUCGCCUCCUACUUGACAGCCAAGGGGGAUGAGCAUUUCUACGCUGAACACUUGAUGCCAGCACUGCAGAGCCUGCUGGACCCCGAGUCAGCCCACAGGCUAGCCAUUCGCUGCACUUCCUUGGGGCUCCUUCCUCGUGCCACAUUUCAAGACUCUGACAUGCUGGAGGUGAAAAUUCUGGGUCAUAAAUUCCGAAAUCCAGUAGGAAUUGCUGCAGGAUUUGACAAACAUGGGGAAGCAGUGGAUGGACUCUAUAAGAUGGGCUUUGGUUUUGUUGAGAUAGGAAGUGUUACCCCAAAGCCUCAGGAAGGAAACCCCAGACCCAGAGUCUUCCGCCUCCCCGAGGACCAGGCCAUCAUUAACAGAUAUGGAUUUAACAGUCAUGGGCUCUCGGUGGUGGAACACAGGUUACGAGCCAGACAGCAGAUGCAGACCAAGCUCACAGAAGAUGGACUGCCGCUGGGAAUAAAUCUGGGGAAGAAUAAGACCUCCGUGGACGCUGCCUCCGACUAUGCAGAGGGGGUUCGAGUCCUGGGCCCUUUGGCUGACUACCUGGUGGUGAAUGUUUCCAGUCCCAACACCGCUGGGCUGCGGAGCCUUCAGGGAAAGGGUGAGCUGCGCCGCCUGCUGACCAAGGUGCUGCAGGAGAGGGAAGCCUUGAAGGGGGCACACAAGCCAGCUGUGCUGGUGAAGAUCGCGCCCGACCUCUCAGUCCAGGACCAGGAGGAUAUCGCUGGAGUGGUGAUAGAGCUGGGCAUCGAUGGAUUGAUUGUCACGAACACCACUGUGAGCCGUCCUGCCAGCCUCCAGGCCGCCCUGCGCUCUGAAAUGGGAGGGCUGAGUGGAAAGCCCCUCCAGGACUUAUCCACCAAAACCAUCCGGCAGAUGUACACACUCACUCAAGGCAGAGUCCCCAUCAUCGGGGUUGGUGGUAUCAGCAGCGGGCAGGACGCACUGGAGAAGAUCCGUGCAGGGGCCUCUCUGGUGCAGCUGUACACGGCCCUCACCUACCAGGGCCCGCCUGUGGUGGGCCGAGUCAAGCGAGAGCUGGAAGCCCUGUUAAAGGAACAGGGUUUUACCAGUGUCACAGAUGCCAUCGGAGCAGAUCAUCGGCAGUGAAAAUGUUGGUAGGAAGCCUGAUCUGGAACUCUCCCAUCAAGUCAGGCAAGCCUUGUGGCUGGGUUGAGAGAAGAGGGACAGCCUUACCCCUAACCACAAGAGCCCUCUCUCCAAGGCCCGCUGGACUAUCAAUCAUAAGGGUCACCAGAAAUGACUCUUUAGUCAUUUAACUGCAUUUGUGUAUCUUUCCAGAUUCAAAUUCUAGGAUUCUUUUCAUGUUUCAGGGACAUCAGAUAUCUUUUGAGGAAAGUAUUUGGGGGGGAAAUAAAACCAUUUAGAGCAUAGAUUUAAAUCCAGCCAUUUCUGUAGGGCCAGGGGCUGGGUCUGAAGUGGGUUUCCCAGGAGUUUAACCCUCUUUCAUUGUAACUUUAAAUUUCCAACUUUACUUUACAAUAACCUCAAGCAUAGAUAAGAGCUGCAAGAGUAGGUUGACAAUCCUUCGUGUCUUUACAUCGCCCUCCCUCUGUGUCUGUCCCGAUCUCUUCUUAUGAGGGACACAGCCCUACUGGAUGAGGGCCACCACCCCAGUGGCCUCAUUUUAACUUGAUCACCUUUGUAAAGACCCUCUCUCCAAAUAAGGUCAUGUGGGAGUAGGGUCCCAACAUGCCCACUCAGGGGAGACACAGCCGGGCCCAUCACAGGAACCAUGCUUUCUGUGUCCUCUUGAUACCAGACAGAUGGGUCCUCAGGGUGCUUGUAGACACUAGACAGAGAGCUAAAGAGGGAGGCCAGUCUUGCAAUACAGGAAAGCAGAUGGUGAUCAAGCUGGGAACCUUGCCUGGGAGGAGGGGGUGGCCUGUGUGCUCAGUGGAGGAGCCUGAGGGUACAGCAGAGACAGCGUGCUCUGCUUCUCAUUGUUCCCUCUCUGCCUCACUGCCAAGAAACCCAUGGCCAGUCUCCUGAUGUCCUUUUCAGAGAUCUUUUUCCUGGUGUUUAUCUUAUACUUUUAUGAAAAUAAUAUCUACUCAUAAAUAAAUAUAAGCAGUAUAUCCCCCAAAGAAAACUUGUCUGCCUUUUAUCCCCUCAAACAAUUCUACUUCCCAGAGAUACUCACAGAUGGCUUUUGUAUCUAGCUAGAUUUUCCUGGUUUUUUUUUUUUUGUAUAUACAAAUGUACAUAUCCAUCACUACCUGUUUUUAUCUACUGCACAUAAAUGGAAAUGUUUUCAAGAAGGCUCUCCCUGGUGACGCAGUGUGUUAAAGCACAGCACUAUGAAGCUAUCC